Megalops cyprinoides (Indo-Pacific tarpon) is the source of this 2513-nucleotide messenger RNA. It is a transcript of the gene abcd4, whose product is annotated as ATP-binding cassette, sub-family D (ALD), member 4. The transcript has 19 exons. NCBI's taxonomy places the organism in Eukaryota, Metazoa, Chordata, Actinopteri, Elopiformes, Megalopidae. Gene Ontology annotation, molecular function: ABC-type transporter activity; ATP binding; ATP hydrolysis activity. Gene Ontology annotation, cellular component: peroxisomal membrane. Gene Ontology annotation, biological process: peroxisome organization; fatty acid beta-oxidation; long-chain fatty acid import into peroxisome. Bases 414 to 2138 code for a protein of 574 amino acids. The record is from RefSeq and is a predicted model, not a curated record.
CUUUUCGUACGCGCUCAAUGAAAACAAUACGAAGCGGUUUAAGUAAGUUAAUCGUUACCUAUCUAACGUUUGCUAUCCCAAGACAUUGAACCCGAAUUACAGUAAUGCUUUGCAUUGAAUGACAGAAUAGGUUGUCGUAAUUCACUUGUUUACGAGGGUAUGCAUUGGUUUUUAGUCAGAUGUUUCGUCCCAUUACGGUAGCGUUAAGUGGAUAGACUAGCUGGCCCAUCGUUGUUACUAUCCAUCAUUUCCUCUUUUAUGUCUUUGCCGUCUCAUCAUCACAUGACAAGUCGUUAGACUUCAGACUCCGGGAUCCUCUGAAACUUUUCUCCAGUGGACCGCCUCUCUCUGGUAUGACCAGGCGCAGUAGCCUGCAGGCUUGCUAGCCACAGACGCUGGGAGCCAAUUGUUCGAUGCUUGCUUGCUACAUUCCAGAAUGCCUCCGCUUGGAAGAACCAGUACCAAUCAGGUCAAAAGAACAGUUGGUCAUUUACCAAGUAGGUGUCCUUCCAAGCAAGUUCUAUGAGGUAUUGGCCGACAAGGACUUGGAUGGAUUUAAAGGCCUCAUAGCGUUUGCCAUCCUCUUGAUACUGCUGAACUCCAGUAUGAAGAGUCUGGACCAAUACAUCUGCAGUCUGAUGUAUGUGAGCUGGAGGAAGAGCCUGACGGAGUGUCUCCACAGAGCUUACUUCCAGGGCAGGGUGUACUACACCCUCAAUGUGCUGCGAGAGGACAUCGAUAACCCGGACCAGCGGAUCAGCCAGGACGCAGAAAGACUGUGCAAACAGCUGAGCACCAUGGCCAGCAGGCUAGUCGUGUCACCAUUCACCCUGGGCUACUACACCUACCAGUGCUUCCACAGCACCGGUUGGGUGGGGCCUGUCAGCAUCUUCGGAUACUUCGUCAUCGGAACUGUUGCCAACAAGGUGCUGAUGGGGCCCAUCGUGUCCACGCUGUUUGAGCAGGAGAAGCUGGAGGGGGACUUCAGGUUCAAACACAUGCAGAUCCGGGUCAACGCUGAGUCCGCUGCUUUCUACAGGGCUGGUAAGGUGGAGCACAUGAGGACAGAUUGCAGGCUCCAGGCCUUGCUGCACACUCAGAGAAGGCUGAUGAACAAGGAGUUCUGGCUUUACAUCGGGGUGAACACCUUUGACUACCUGGGGGGCAUCCUCAGCUAUAUGGUCAUCGCCCUCCCUAUUUUCACGGGGGUGUACGACGGGUUGACCCCGGGUGAGCUCAGCGCCCUGAUCAGUAAGAACGCCUUUGUCUGCAUCUAUCUGAUAAACUGCUUCACUCAGCUGAUUGACCUGUCCACCACAGUGUCAGAUGUGGCUGGCUACACACACAGGAUUGGUGAGCUGAAGGAGGUGAUGGAUGAUAUCAUCAGGAAGCAGUGUGACUACGAUCCUACUUCUGGGGACACAUAUGACUUCGACAGUGACUUGGAGGUCCACACCGGCCCCACUGACACGGCCUUCAUUCUGGAGCGGCUGUCCUACAAGUCUCCCUUCUCAGACGAGCUGCUGGUGAAGGACCUGAGUCUGAAGAUCUGCCAGGGGACACACCUGCUGGUGGUGGGCAACACAGGCACGGGGAAGACCUCCCUACUGCGGGUCCUCAACCGACUCUGGGAGUCCUCCAGCGGCUAUGUGCAGAUGACCAUGUGCUUCGGGCCCAGGGGAGUCCUCUUCCUGCCGCAGAAGGCCUAUCUGACCGAUGGAACACUCAGAGAGCAGGUUAUCUACCCAUUGAAAGAGAUAUACCCUGUGUCAGGGCCAGUAGACAAUGAGAGGAUCAUUCAGUACCUGGAACUGGCUGGAGUGUCCAGCCUUUUGAAACGGACAGGGGGCCUAGAUGAGAGGGUGGACUGGAACUGGUAUGAUGUCCUGUCCCCAGGGGAGAUGCAGAGACUGUGCUUCGCUCGACUCUUCUACCUGCAGCCCAAAUACGCAGUGCUGGAUGAGGCAACCAGCGCGCUGACUGAGGAGGCGGAGGGCCAACUGUACCGGGCCUGUAAGCAGCUGGGCAUGACUCUGCUCAGCCUGGGCCACCGCAGCAGCCUGCAGAAGUAUCAUGAUGUGAUGCUGAGCCUGUGUGGAGAUGGUCGCUGGGAGCUGACCAAACUGAAAAUGGAGUGACUGCCUGCUAAGAGAGCCAGGAUGCAUCCAGAGGACUUCCAGUCCAGGUCACCAGGGAAUUCUACUCCUUCAAACUGGAAUCACUGUGGAUGUUACUGGAAUGUACACAUUGUCAGUGUCACACUUUCCUGUGAUGCAUUGAACAGACUAUCCCGCAUGUUUAAUCUUUUUUAUAUUAAAGUGGAAUUUCUCACAGAGAAUGUUUUUUUGUAUUCUCUCUGAAGAGGUAUUUUGUAAUGGUCUCCUCAGCCACAAAUGAACUACCAUGGCAUGCAUUUUAUGCCCCAUGCAUCGUAAAAGGUAAUGGAGUGAGAUCCCUGGCUCGUCAAGAUGACAUCACCUUUAACUGAGUCAGUUUAGUUAAUUUUACCAUGA